Molecule: messenger RNA, 2030 nt
Organism: Vicia villosa (hairy vetch)
Lineage: Eukaryota; Viridiplantae; Streptophyta; Magnoliopsida; Fabales; Fabaceae
Product: protein RETICULATA-RELATED 1, chloroplastic
Exons: 8
Coding region: 180-1760 (526 amino acids)
Biological process (GO): plant organ development
Cellular component (GO): chloroplast inner membrane
Source: RefSeq, a predicted model, not a curated record
CGGCAGGCAACAGAGGAGUCUCUUUGGGAUUGGGUUGGUUGUUCCCGCAUGGGCCUAUCUUCUCCCCUCUUCCUCCAUUUCCAAACCCUCUCCUCUCUCCACACUCUACUCACAACAAACUCCUCCCAGUAACCGUUUUUCUCUCUCCUCUCCAAAAUUCUCUUAUCUCUUUUUCAAACAUGUCAUCUCACGCGCUCUUUCAAGCAGCCCAAAUCAUCCCUAUGAACUCUCACAUAUCCCCUAAAACCUUAUCCCCCAAAACCGUUCCCAAACUACCCCUGCUUCGCAACCGUCGCCGCCUUUUGAUUAUUCGAUCGUCGUCCGCCUCCCCCGCUGAUGUCGAGAGUGAUGCUUCAUCGACGUCUUCGCUGCUUGAGCGGUGCUUUGCGGCGCCGUCUGCUCCUUCUGUUUCGUGUAAUGUUAAUCCGGUUAUGAAAGGAGGGAAGUUCGGUGCGUUUGGGGCUGUUACGCUUGAGAAAUCGAAAUUGGAGGUGUCGCAAAAGCAAACUAAUAAGUCUUCCCCUGAGCUAGCCACGGGGGGAGGUGGUGGAGAUAUUGGAAAGAUAAUCAGUUAUGGUGGUGGUGACGGAGGUGACGACGAUGGUGACGAUGAUGACUACUUUGAUGACUUUGAUGAUGGUGACGAGGGAGAUGAGGGUGGCAUGUUUAGAAGACGCAUAAUUCUUCAAGAGCUAUUUGACCGUAAAUUUGUGGAUGCUGUGUUGAAUGAAUGGCAAAGGACUAUUAUGGAUUUGCCCGCUGGAUUUCGGCAAGCUUAUGAAAUGGGCUUGGUUAGCUCAGCCCAAAUGGUGAAGUUCUUAGCAAUGAAUGCCAGGCCAACUGCCAGUAGGCUUAUAUCCAGAAAACUACCGCAAGGACUCUCAAGGGCUUUCGUUGGCAGGUUGCUUGCAGAUCCUGCUUUCAUGUAUAGAUUUCUAUUAGAGGAAGUUGCUACAAUAGGCUGCUCCGUGUGGUGGGAGAUUAAAAAUCGGAAAGAUAGGAUAAAGCAAGAGUGGGAUCUUGCACUUAUCAAUGUGCUCACCGCAGCAGCAUGCAAUGCCGUAGUUGUUUGGUCUCUUGCUCCUUGUCGUUCAUAUGGGAACACCUUCCAAUUUGAUUUACAAAAUACGUUGCAGAAGCUUCCAAACAACAUAUUUGAAAUGAGCUAUCCUCUUAGGGAAUUCGACCUACAAAAAAGAGUUCAAGCCUUUUUGUUCAAGGCUGCUGAGUUGUGCAUGGUUGGCUUAGGCACGGGUGCAGUACAGGGUGCAUUGUCUAGCACUUUGGCUAAGAAAAAGGAAGGAAGAUUAUCUGUGACUGUCCCAACUGUGAGCAGCAAUGCACUUGGUUAUGGUGCUUUUCUUGGAAUCUAUGCUAACCUGAGAUAUCAACUGCUCUGCGGAUUUGAUAGAGCAAUGGUCAGUCAUUUUGAUGUUAUUGGAGUCGCAUUGUUCUUCAGCACAGCAUUCAGGGUCUUGAAUGUUCAAUUAGGAGAGACUUCGAAGCGUGCCUGGCUUGGAGUUGAGGCAGAUCCACUGGCUCAGUCAGAUGACCUCUUGAAGGUUUAUAACAGGACUUCUGAAAAUGUAGAAAAGCCAUCAUCAUCUAAAUGGUUUAUAUCUAAGAAUUCAGUUGUUUCUGGGCUUGGGCUCUUGGGCAUCAAACAAAGCAAUGCAGAAGGGUCUGGUGCAGAACCAUCAGCUCCUAAAGCACGUCGAAAAAGGAUUGUGCGGAAGAAGGUUGCUGCAGGAUCUGCUUAGAUUCUUCGGAUGUAAACAUAGUGAUUGUCAAAUUUUGUUGAUUACUGCUGUAUUGCCUGCCUUAGAUCGAGUCUGGCUGCUGCUCUUGGAGAGGUUGAUUAUCUACCUAAAAUUUUUCGUUUCAUCAAUAUGAGGAAGGCUUUUUUUAUUAUUGAAUUUUUGGAGGGAUUUGUUGUAUCGACCACCCAUAUGUUUUCGUAUCUGGCCCUGUAUAAUAUUUUGAAUUUGAAUAGUAUUUUUUAAAUAAAGUAGAUUAAGUUUUUACCCCCA